Oncorhynchus masou masou (cherry salmon) is the source of this 2061-nucleotide messenger RNA. Its product is annotated as glutamyl-tRNA(Gln) amidotransferase subunit A, mitochondrial-like. The transcript has 7 exons. The coding region runs from base 747 to 1346 and encodes 199 amino acids. Lineage: Eukaryota; Metazoa; Chordata; Actinopteri; Salmoniformes; Salmonidae. The record is from RefSeq and is a predicted model, not a curated record.
CUGUGCCGGAUCCAAAUGGUUGCGUAUCUAGGGCCAGGGCGGGUGGUUAGUAAACCGGCGAUGUCAAGCUCCGGAGCGGGAGUGGACGUGACAUGAGUCAGAUACACUACAAACCCCUUCAAAUGAGUGGAUUCGGCUAUUUCAGGCACACUUGUUGCUGACAGGUGUAUGAAAUCGAGCACACAACCAUGCAAUCUCCAUAGACAAAAACAUGUCAGUAAAGGCUGAAACUUGAACAGGACCACCGAGUGCUGAAGCACGUAGCCUGUAAAAAUCGUCUGUCCUUGGUUGCAACACUCACUACUGAACAGAAAACUGUAUUGAGAUCAAAUGUUGAAUCGAUUUUGCAGAAUGUCGGCCAAAAUCCUUCUCCUUCCUUAUUCUCCAACUGCUGGGAUAAAAUCCCUCUCACUACCAUAUUUGGUACUGAGUAGAAACGCCAAAGGGAUGCUUCACAUUUGUACAUCCGUUGAAAUAUCUGUCUCAUUGUUCUACCUGUGUUAUCGUUUUUACACUCUGGAAGGGCAAAAAAUGUAGCUAGCUCUUGCACUCAUGCUGCUUCCUCAUCUGGCAGACACCAUUUGACAGCUAUUAUUCAAGUAUUUGGAGUGCGGUUUACUCAUCCUACAUCCAAUCACAGAGUACGAUGUUGCGCUUCCAGAAGCUAAACAAACAUGGCAGAACCCCAUGUCGCCGCAUAAACUGAAGGUUGCUGUAUAUUUGGGUUGAUUUGACACACAGAAAGCAUGCUGAGCUUGUCAAUAAGAGACGUGCCCCCAAAGGUCCACUGGAUCCCUUUUGCUGUGAAGGACAACACAGAGAACAUCAAGAACACUUGUGCCUCAAAUGCUGAAAGAACACCUGGAGCUACGCCGCCCCUUACAGAGAGCAGACUGGGGCUGACCCUGACUCUGACUGGGUCAUCACGGAAGGCAGCUCUGGAGGAAGUGCUGCAGCUAUGGCCUCUCUCACCAGCUUCCUUUGCCUACACCCGUAACCCAGGGGCCCUGUGUGACAUAGUGGCCCUGAAGCCAACCUACGGCGUGGUGUCCAGACACGGCCUCAUCCGCCUGGCCAACUCGAUGGAGGUCCCAGGUAUUCUCCAAGGCCAUGAUGUCAGACUCUACUACCAUAAUCCUUCCACACUGACAGACCUAUCGGGUGACUUUGAUGUCAGGAACAUCUGUGUGGGCAUUCCCAAGGCCACCGUAGUGGCCAUGUAUGCCACCAGGGAUUUAACAAUGUUAUACAAGGAAGAAUCCUCUCGGGGAACUACUUCCUGCUCAGACACAGGUGCGUUGUCUGAUAGCAGAGGACUUCAAGCAAGUGUCCAGCUCUGGUGUUGACGUGCUGCUCACGCCCACCACACUGAGUGAAGCCAUGCGCAACACUGACUUCAUGCAGGAAGACAACCCCACACGUAGUACCCAGGAGGACAUCUUCACACAGCAACAUGGCAGGAAAUAAUAUGUUCAUCAUUUAACUCUCCCUUUUCAAAGGAAUUGGGUUGGAAUUCCUAUUUCGGUCAACCCUUUGAUUACAAAUCCAGAUGAAGGUCUAUCUGAAUCAAAUCAUCUCCACCAGGGAAGCUGAUAACUUUGCGGGCAGUUAAAGUUUAACCCAUCUUUUAUAUCCCCCUCAUAGUCUGGCCUUCAAACAACCUUACCGUGCCAACCCAUCUCCCUCUCGACUUUCUCACAUUUACCCCUCCAACUCUCUCAUUUUCUGCUCCAGGACUCCUUGCUGUUUCUGUGACAACAGCGUUAUCGAGCAUACCUUCCCAUUGGCCUGCAGCUAAUAGGCCCCACCCUCCCGGACAGGACACUGCUGACAGUAGCCCAGUGGAUAGAGCAGAAGGUGGGCUUUACACCUAUCCAUUACCAUGGAGAUGCCGUACAGGGGGAGCAGACCUCAGUUGUAUGAGGUGAAACUAAUGAAUACAGAGCUACUCAGAUGAGUGACAUUAUCAUGGUCAUGUAAAGGACAUACUCAAAGAUGUAUCGCCUUUUCUGGAUUUGUUCUGAAGUUACUGACUUCCAUUAAAGACACUUUAUUACUUGC